CCCACCAUGAACUGGGGGGUCUUCGAGGGUCUCCUGAGUGGGGUGAACAAAUACUCCACAGCCUUCGGACGUAUCUGGCUGUCUCUCGUCUUCAUCUUCCGCGUGCUGGUGUACCUGGUAACAGCCGAGCGUGUGUGGAGCGAUGACCACAAGGAUUUUGACUGUAACACCCGCCAGCCCGGCUGCUCCAACGUCUGCUUCGACGAGUUCUUCCCCGUGUCCCACGUGCGCCUGUGGGCCCUGCAGCUCAUCCUGGUCACCUGCCCCUCCCUGCUGGUGGUGAUGCACGUGGCCUACCGCGAGGCUCGGGAGAAGAAGCACCGAGAGGCAGCGGGGGAGGGGGGUGGGCGCCUCUACCCAGACCCCGGCAAGAAGAGGGGUGGGCUCUGGUGGACCUACGUCUGCAGCUUGGUGUUCAAGGCCGGCGUGGAUGUUGCCUUCCUUUACUUGUUCCAUUCCUUCUACCCCAAAUACACCCUUCCUCCUGUGGUCAAGUGCCACGAGGCUCCAUGCCCCAAUGUGGUGGACUGCUUUAUUUCCAAGCCAACCGAGAAGAACAUCUUCACCCUGUUUAUGGUGGUCACCGCCGUCAUCUGCAUCCUACUCAACCUGGUGGAGCUCGCCUACCUAGUGACCAAGCGGUGCCGUGAGUGCCUACCAGCCAGGAAAGCCGGAGGCCAGUACCUGGAGCAUCCCCCGGGCUAUGCCAGAAAGCAGGAUGACCUUCUCUCGGGUGAUCUCAUCUUUCUGGGCCCAGACACGUAUCCUCCGCUCUUACCAGACGGCCCACGGGACCAGGUGAAGAAAACCAUUCUGUGAGGAGCUGGCCGGACUGCACUGGCACAGCAGGGCUGCAAUGGGAAGGCGGCAGCAGCCCUGCCUGCCUCAGUGGACGCCCAUCAGUGAGUGUGCUGAUGAGGGGCAGCCUGAGUCGUCGGGGAAGCUGAGCCGAAAGGACGGGGCAGCUCACGGAGAGAAGUCAGAUAGUCUGGGAUCAAAUCCCUAUUCCUCCACUCCAAUCACUUACACCAGCUGUUUGGGCUUGAGGUGCUUGGCACCUCAGCUUCCUUUUCUGUAAAACGGACAUACUGGUGCCUACCUCACGGGGCUGCUGUGAGGGACGUUUAAUAAGAGAACAUUCAGGCAAAGGCCUUCCACGUGUGUGGCCUAUGGUCAGAGCUUAA
This is a messenger RNA of Echinops telfairi (small Madagascar hedgehog), 1184 nucleotides long. Its product is annotated as gap junction beta-5 protein. The transcript has a single exon. Bases 7 to 819 code for a protein of 270 amino acids. Gene Ontology annotation, biological process: cell communication. The record is from RefSeq and is a predicted model, not a curated record. Lineage: Eukaryota; Metazoa; Chordata; Mammalia; Afrosoricida; Tenrecidae. Gene Ontology annotation, cellular component: connexin complex.